UUCGGCACGGUCAUGAUUGACGCGACGUUGCCGGUGGCCGCGCGGCGCACUGGUCUCAAGCGCAAAGCAAGCGCACCGUUAAAGCGCGUGCAGUUCUCUGUUGUGACGGAGUACAUCUUUCAGGUGGGCUGCGCUGCGACGGCGAUCCCUCAUGACUCGGUCCCGGGCGUCGGACUCGAAGGCCCCGCCAUCCGCGUUGAAACGACCCCCGUCUCGGACAAACGCAGCCAGCUCAUGAUGUACACCCAUCGAGAUCGCGUGGGACUCCUUCGUCGCGCGGGGUACUCGAUCGCGGACAUGAACCAACAAAGCCGUGACCUCCAAGCCAUCCAAAAGUCCCGCAUGGAGACCGUCAACGAGUACAUCAAGGAACGCCGAGAAGCCAUCGCGCUCCAAACCAGGGCGCAAAUGGACCUCGCCCGCCUCCUCAGCUAGACUUUCCCUGACGUUAGUUGGACUUCGUAAUUUAGUUGGCCUAUUCGACCUUGGCAUAUCCCUCUC
Messenger RNA from Aphanomyces invadans, 501 nucleotides. RefSeq lists its product as hypothetical. The record is from RefSeq and is a predicted model, not a curated record. The transcript has a single exon. Bases 13 to 435 code for a protein of 140 amino acids. NCBI's taxonomy places the organism in Eukaryota, Oomycota, Saprolegniomycetes, Saprolegniales, Verrucalvaceae.